This is a messenger RNA of Pedinophyceae sp. YPF-701, 1110 nucleotides long. NCBI's taxonomy places the organism in Eukaryota, Viridiplantae, Chlorophyta, Pedinophyceae. The record is from the annotation of a GenBank genome assembly.
AUGUUUAGGCAUCAGGCGCAGCGGCUCGCGGUCGGAGCCAAGGUCGCCAGCCUCCAGGGCCUCGUCCAACAGACGUUGGUGGCUCUCCAGCACACAAUGCAGUGCAGGGCUAUGGCCAGGGCACUGGUGCUGGCGGAACAGACGGGCGGCAAGGUCUCCUCGUCGGCCGCACGCGUCGUCACCGCCGCGCGCGAGAUGACCGACGACGCCGAGGUCGACGUCCUGGUCGCGGGCGCGCGCGAGGACGUCGAGCAAGCAGCACAGCAGCUUCGGAACAUCGACGGCGUGCACCGCGUCCGCACGGCCUGUGCGGAGCGCUUCCGCGAGCCCCUCGCGGAGCCCCUCGCCGCCCUGCUCCGCGACCUCGCCGCGCCUGACGCAGGGGAGUACUCUCACUGCGUCACCGCCGCGUCAGACGUGGGGCGCAGCGCCCUCCCGCGCGCCGCCGCGCUCCUCGGCGCCUCGCCCGUCACCGACGUCGUCCGCGUCCUCCGCGACCGCGCCGCGUUCGAGCGCCCCGCGUUCGCCGGCGACAUUCUCACCGUCGUGCGCCCGGCACCAGGAACCACGCCCAUCUUGGCUACGGUCCGGCCGACGGCGUUCGAGCCGAGCGGCGGGCGGGCCGAGGCCGCGGCGGUCGAGGCGGUCGCGGAGGACGUCGUGCGGCGCGCGGCGGAGACGCCGGGGGCGGCGUUUGUCGCGCGGUGCGCGCCCACGAGCGGGCGCCCGGACCUGGGCUGCGCGAGCGUGGUGGUCGCGGCUGGCAGGGGUCUCAAGAACGCGGAGGGAGUGAAGCUCGCGCAGGAGCUGGCCGACGCGCUCGGAGGCGCGCUCGGUGCGUCGCGGGCGAUCGUCGACGCCGGGCUCGCCACCAACGACCUCCAGGUCGGUCAGACAGGAAAGGUGGUUGCGCCCGACCUAUAUAUAGCGGCGGGGAUCUCCGGGGCGAUUCAGCACGUUGCGGGCAUGCGGGCGUCGCGGGUGAUCGUGGCGAUCAACACCGACGCCGACGCACCGAUCACGGGCAUCGCGGAUUACACGCUGGCGGAGGACGCGGCAACGGCGGUGCCCAAGUUGACGGCGCUGCUGCGCGCGAGGAAGAAGAGCUGA